Myripristis murdjan (pinecone soldierfish) is the source of this 3755-nucleotide messenger RNA. RefSeq names its product serine/threonine kinase 17a (gene stk17a). Gene Ontology annotation, molecular function: protein serine/threonine kinase activity; ATP binding. Gene Ontology annotation, cellular component: nucleus. The transcript has 7 exons. Bases 325 to 1596 code for a protein of 423 amino acids. NCBI's taxonomy places the organism in Eukaryota, Metazoa, Chordata, Actinopteri, Holocentriformes, Holocentridae. Gene Ontology annotation, biological process: protein phosphorylation; intracellular signal transduction; positive regulation of apoptotic process. The record is from RefSeq and is a predicted model, not a curated record.
CACCACUUCGUUUAUCAGAGACCAGCAAGUCGAGUGCAGGACCGUUGACUGGCGCUGGACGAAGUGGGAGCUCAGGUUUUGCUGUACAGCUAGCUAAUUUGAUCAAAAUGUGGCAAACAGUUGCGUUUGUUCACAGAAUAUUAAAGUGCCGUGAUGCGUCUGAAUGUCAGGCUGCCCAACAGUGAUACGCUGCUGGUCACUGUAGCGCGAAUGUUUGCAACUUUGUAGUUGAGCUGUGUUUGGGAAGUUUGGUUUGCCGUGUCGUUUGGUGUGCUCGUGUUUGAUAGCAAACUUUUCAGCUUGAAUAUUGAUCCAGACGACGUCAUGAUCCCUGAGUGUCCCCGUGCCGCGGAGGGCAGGAGCCGGACCCGGUACCAGCACGGCCCGGCAGCCGAACCGAACCAGAGCCGGAGCGCCAACGGCUUGUUGUCCGAAAUCAACACCACCAUCAAGAAUGAACCUUUCACCGACUACUACACCCUCAUCCCUGGCAAGGAGCUCGGAAGGGGGAAGUUUGCUGUGGUCAGAAAGUGUGUGGAGAAAUGCACAGGCCGGGAGUACGCCGCAAAGUUUAUGAGGAAGAGGCGGAAGGGCCAGGACUGCAGGACAGAGAUCAUCCAUGAGAUUGCAGUGCUGGAACUGGCCACGCUGAGCCCACGGGUGGUCAACCUCCACCAGGUGUAUGAAAUGGCCUCUGAGAUGGUGCUGGUCCUGGAGUUUGCGGCAGGAGGUGAGAUCUUCAACCAGUGUGUGUCAGAGCGGGAAGAGGAGGCCUUCAGCGAGGAGGAGGUGAAGAGGCUGAUGAGGCAGAUCCUGGAGGGAGUUGCCUUCCUCCAUAAGAGCAGCGUAGUACACCUAGACUUGAAGCCUCAGAACAUUCUGCUGACCAGCAGUGCACCUCUGGGUGACAUAAAGAUUGUGGACUUUGGUCUCUCCAGGAUGGUCAGCAGCCACCAGGAGCUGAGGGAGAUUAUGGGAACUCCCGAGUAUGUCGCUCCUGAGAUCCUGAAUUAUGAGCCCAUAAGCACAGCGACAGAUAUGUGGAGUAUUGGUGUUUUGGCCUAUGUGAUGCUGACAGGAAUCUCUCCAUUCCUGGGCGAGGACAAGCAGGAGACCUUCCUGAACAUUUCCCAGCUCAACAUCAGCUAUACCGAGGAGGAGCUGCAGCAGCUGGACCCAGCCGCCCUGGCCUUCAUCCAGACGUUGCUCCGCAAACAGCCACAGGAUCGGGCUACAGCAGAGCAGUGUCUCCAUCAUCCCUGGCUUCAGUCCACAGAGCUGCAGAAAACUCAGAUAGUCAAAGAGAUCCUCCCAGUGGAGGUCCAGGAGGCCUUCAGCACCACCAGUAGCACCACCAGUAGCCCUGAACCACCAGCCAGCCCAACCAGGGGUGAAGAAGAGGAGGAAGAGGAAGGCCCAGCGACAGAAGAGCUGAUAGUCAUGGCAGCAUACACCCUGGGCCAGUGUCGCCAGUCCUCCUCUUCCUCCGUGGAGAAGGAAGCCUUGGCCACUGAACAGAAGGCCAUCUCCAAGCGCUUCAAGUUCGAGGAACCCUUCAGUGCCCUCCAGGAGGUCCCUGGGGAGUUCAUUUACUGAUGUCCCUCCACCCCAUGAACCACUGGCCACCAAUCUUUCAUAGCCCUGUCUCGAGGGGAAAAGUCCCUUUUGUGUUGUCACCUUUCCAAAAUUUGGACUUCCAUACCAACUUUAACAUCUAAAAAUUUGAUACUAUGGCAAACAAAUAAAAACAUUAAUGUCACAGAACAACCACUGUGCUUGAUUUAAACCAAAAGUACCAUGGAAAGCAUCACAAAUACCACAAGAACAUCCUUAACUUGCACAACUUUCAUCUUUGCAAUGGGAGCAAGUAAGACAAUAAAUAUGUUAAGAACUUAAAUAAAAUAAACUGUGCAAUGUCUUGAAAAUGACUGAGAUGCUUUGCUAAGUUACUUGAGUUCUUUGCAUCGUAGCAAGUUCUGCGUAGGGUUUUAAUGUCAUUGGAUGUCUAUCAGUUUGCUCUGUGAGCCAAAUACUUCCAUAUUUGGCUCUUGGCACAAAUUUGUUUGCCAGUUUAGGUAGACUGGGAUCCAGUUCAAGACACCGUGGCUUGUUCGAUACUGUUUCCAGUUCUUUGACCCACCCUGAAAGCAAGACUGAUGCUUUAUCCAUUCAAAUCCUCCUUCCUCUUCUGCUAUUCUAAUCCACACAUGCACACCCUCUGGAAAUUAUGCUGAAAUGCAGUCUCAGCUUGUAGAUUACAUUUGGUUUAAGUAGCGAAGCUGUUUGCCAGCGGUAUUGAAGUAAUAUCGAAAUUUCGGUUUGUGUGUCAACAUUAUGGCCUGUCCUAAAUCAAUUCCACUGCACAGUUAAAGAGAAACUAAAGCCCAAACCAAAAUUUGUGUGUGACGCCUUAGCUGCAAUGGUAGAAGUAGGUGGCUGCUCUUUGGUGGCAGGUGAUGUCACAGCUGACAUCACCUGCUACUGCAGACUAGCCACUCUUCUUUUCACGAAGAGAGGUCAGGCUUCACAGGAAUUUAGGUUUGAGCUUCAGUUACUCUUUAAAUGCAGUCAACCUGAUCACUUGUAGUGAUCUCUGACCCCCCACCUCUCUAAAAUGCUGUAGAACAGUUUUUUUUUUGUUUUUUUUUUUAAACAGCUUAUGUGAAGCACACGUCUUUCCCUGGUCAGUUUGACACAGGGUGAUACAGAAGGGAUGCAGCAAAAACGUAAAUUACAAAACUUGUUCUCAGAAAUAGCUCCAGGAAAGCACUUAUCAUCACAGAUGGGUAUCUGAAAGUUCAAGAGGAUUUUAGGAUGGACUUUAAGCCCUUUUAACCCGUUAAAUCCCACACCUCAGUAUUUGUAGGAUAUGUAUCAGAGAUGCUAGCUAGUACCGUCUGCUAAACAGCAUCCGGUAGUCAUUUAUUAUUUAUAUCAAGAAAUGCCCUAUUAACUAAGCUAUAUUUAUUUAACAAAAACAUAGUUUCUUCCCAAGCUAUAAUACCAGCUAAAGCUGAUAGCUCAUUUUUGCUAAGUGGAAAUGCCUCUAUAUCAUCUAGCAUUGUGGCAUAUGUAAAAUAUACCAUCCAUCUAAUAUAUACUGAUGGCCAAAGGCGUUGAUUUGAAGUUGGGACUUGCUUGCAACUGUUAAGUAACAACAAACUUCUCUCGCUUUUAUCCAACUUUGUAAUUUCCAAACUCAUAAGCCAAACCAGUAUCUUUGUUUUAUCUCUGUCUGAUUUCUUUUUCUGUGCUGCUUUCUACUCAACGGAACCAGUUCCUCCAAACUCAGCCUUGUUGUGUGCUUGUUGUUCUUUUCUCUCGUGGUUUUUUAUCUUCAUUUCCUUCUGGUGCCAUGCUUGGACAAAAUAUUAGAUGAUUUUAGCCACUUCUCUUUUUUAUUUUAGAUGUUUUUGUGUAAUAUUUCAGAUAUCUUUGAUGACAGGGUUUUGGAGUAUUCUAAUUUUAUGUAAAUGAAUGAAAUUUCUGUUGUUUUUAAGAGUUUUAUUUGACAGUACUGUCUAAAAAGCCAUUGCACACAUUCAUCCCACAUCAAGGCCUUCCCAGGUUGAACGCCCUUCUAAAGCAAUAAAUGGCAGAUCAUUUUACACUUGUAUGUGUAGACAGCGAUCACUCUAAGCUUCCUGACUGUAAAUUUGGUCCAAGUUUGUCUCCAUGAAAUGAUAAGCUUCUUUAUUAUGGGAACAAAUUUGUACAUGAAUGUCCGGUAUUGUAAAUAAAUGUCUCUAAACUGA